UAACAACAUGGCGGACAAUCUAGUACAGCUGUUUACUGGCAUCGGGUUGAGCGAGCAAAAGGCAAAGGAAACUAUAAAGAAUGAAGGUCUUGCUGAAGAUCUGAGGAAGAUAGUUAUCGAGGCACAGAAUAAAAUUGGCAGCUCUGUGGAAAAAACUGUUGGUACAUUGUUAUACAAUAUUGCAACUAGACUUAAACAAAAGAGUCGAUCUUCAUUACUGGUGGAGUAUAUUGCAACCAAGAAGAUCUCUUCAGAAGCACAGCUCACAGCGGCUUUUGAUUACUUCAAGAGCAAUCCUCUUGACCCGAUUGAUAUCAGUGCGUUUGAAGCAGCAUGUGGAGUUGGGGUCGUUGUUACACCAGAGCAGAUUGAAGAAGUGGUUGAAGAAGUACUGAAAAAACACAAAGAUGGAUUGAUUGAGCAGCGUUAUCACUAUGGAGUCGGAUCUAUUAUGGGAGAGGUACGUAGUAAACUGAAGUGGGCUGAUGGGAGAGGUAUCAAGAAUGAGGUCGACAUGCAGAUACUGGAUUUGUUGGGACCAAAGACUGACGCUGACAAACAAAAACCUCAGAAAGCUAAGCCUCAAACUCAGUCAAAGAAAGAAGAAACAAAGAAAGCAGAAGUUGAGAAAGAGUUAGCCUCUCCUAUGGAUUCCAAGACUGACUAUCAAAUAAUGGGAGAUGCCAUUAAGUUUCACAAGCCAGGAGAAAACUACACUACUGAGGGCUAUGUGGUCACUCCAAAAACUAUGAAGUUGAUGAAAAAACACCUUGAAGAAACUGGUGGUCAGAUUCGGACAAGAUUUCCACCAGAACCCAAUGGUAUCUUGCAUAUUGGCCAUGCUAAGGCAAUCAACUUUAAUUUUGGCUAUGCAAGGGCCCAUGAUGGCAUCUGUUUCCUAAGAUACGAUGAUACAAACCCUGAAAAAGAGGAAGAGAGAUUCUUUCGUGGUAUUCUUGAAAUGGUUGAAUGGCUUGGUUAUACGCCGUACAAAACAACACAUGCUUCUGACUAUUUUCAUGAACUAUAUGCAUGGGCCAUUGAACUGAUAAAAAGAGGUCUUGCAUAUGUAUGUCAUCAGAAACAGGAAGAAAUAAAAGGACGUAAUCCACCACCAUCGCCCUGGAGAGACAGACCAGUGGAAGAGUCUCUUACAUUGUUUGAGGACAUGAAAAAAGGUAAACUGGAAGAAGGAGAAGCUACUCUUCGAAUGAAGACAAUUUUAGAGGAUGGUAAAAUGGAUCCUGUAGCUUAUAGAAUUAAAUAUACUCCGCAUCAUAGAACCAAAGAUGAAUGGUGCAUUUAUCCAACUUAUGACUACACUCAUUGCUUGUGUGAUUCUAUUGAGAAUAUUACACAUUCACUUUGUACAAAGGAAUUUCAAUCCAGACGAUCGUCGUAUUACUGGUUGUGCAAUGCGCUAGAUGCCUACUGUCCAGUGCAGUGGGAAUAUGGUCGUCUUAAUAUAUCGUAUACCGUGGUGUCAAAGCGGAAAAUAGGAAAACUUAUAUCAGCAGGAUUGAUUAGAGAUUGGGACGAUCCAAGAUUGUUCACAUUAACAGCACUGCGUCGCCGUGGUUUCCCUGCAGAGGCAAUCAAUAUAUUCUGCUCUAAGGUUGGUGUAACAAUGGCUCAGGUGACAAUUGAUCCAUCUAUGUUGGAAUCGUGUGUACGAGACGUGUUGAACAAUACUGCAAAGCGAGCCAUGGCAACGCUAGAACCUCUUAAGGUCACUAUCACAAAUUUCCCAUCAGACGCGCCCAACAAAGUAGAUGUGCCUAAUAUCCCACAUGAUGCCAGUAAAGGCAGUCAUACUGUGCCUUUUGAGUCCACUAUCUACAUUGAGAGGGAAGAUUUUAGAGAGACAGCUGAGAAGAAUUAUCGGCGCCUGACUACUAACCAACCUGUUGGUUUGAAAUAUGUUGGUUAUGUCAUAUGUGUAGAAGACAUCAUAAAGAACAACAGUGGUAAAAUUACAGAGCUGAAAGUAACGUGUAAAGCCCUGGGUGAAACGGACAAACCAAAGAGCUUCAUUCAUUGGAUAUCUAAACCUAUCACAUGUGAAAUAAGACUCUAUGAUAGAUUAUUUGAACAUAAGAACCCAGAAGACCCCAAUGAGGUGCCUGGUGGCUUUGUCUCGGACUGUAACAAAGAUUCAUUGACAGUGAUCUAUGAUGCACUAGUUGAUCAGUCUGUGAAGAAAGCCAAACAGUUUGAGAAAUUUCAGUUUGAGAGAAUUGGCUUUUUCUCUGUGGAUCCAGACAGUACAGAAGAUCAUCUCGUCUUCAACAGGACAGUGACUUUAAGAGAAGAUGCUGCUAAAAGUUAACUUAUCAGUAACCAUGGUUACAUCUACACGGAAUACAAAAACUAGAGCUUCAACAAAUCUAAAGUGUCAAAUAUAACUUUGUCCAUGCCUUAAUCUAUUUCCCCUGUAAGCUUCAUAUACCUGUAGACAUUCAUUAUUGUCACUUAAACUUGCAACAACUGUUGGCAGCCAUAGCAACAACUGUUACCUUGGUUAUGGCUGCUGACCUGAUGAAUAAACUGUUGCUCUGGUAACAUCGCUAUUUUAAAUU
Saccoglossus kowalevskii is the source of this 2579-nucleotide messenger RNA. Its product is annotated as glutamine--tRNA ligase. Gene Ontology annotation, biological process: glutaminyl-tRNA aminoacylation; translation. Gene Ontology annotation, molecular function: glutamine-tRNA ligase activity; ATP binding. Gene Ontology annotation, cellular component: cytosol; cytoplasm; aminoacyl-tRNA synthetase multienzyme complex. NCBI's taxonomy places the organism in Eukaryota, Metazoa, Hemichordata, Enteropneusta, Harrimaniidae. The record is from RefSeq and is a predicted model, not a curated record.